Porites evermanni is the source of this 6521-nucleotide messenger RNA. NCBI's taxonomy places the organism in Eukaryota, Metazoa, Cnidaria, Anthozoa, Scleractinia, Poritidae. The record is from the annotation of a GenBank genome assembly.
AUGUUUCUGACAUGCUACAAAAAAGAGUGUGGAUUUUUCCUGUGGAUAGACCAGCCAAUAUCGCAUGGUAUCAAGGAUCGGCUCUCGUAUUCACCUCAGCCACGGGUCACAAGACUCCAACCUUAUGGGGAGAUAAAGGAGAUGUUUGAAAAACAUCGCCAAGAGGCUAAACAGAAAGCAUUUAUCCAACACCAGCGUCAUACACGCAAAUGUGACGAAGGCUUUGAAAUGUGUGACAACGGUUUUAACAGUCUAGGAAGUCCCAACAUCUUUCAUGGGCUUAGAUACAGAGAAUGGAUGCAUGAAGUAUGGGAAUCGUACAAGUUUUAUGUCCAAAAAAUGAAAGAAGACUCUCGAGACAACCCAGAUGCUACACUUUGUUUAGAGAAAGAUGAUGUACUGCGUCAGGCGUACUACAAGUACGCGAGAGAGGACGGGCAUCACCCCGAAAGUUACCGGGUGUUGAAGGUUUUGUAUGAAAGACACAUUGAAGGCAAACACGUACCUUUUCAACGUUAUGUUAUCACCCCUGAAGAACGUGAAGAGAUUGAAAACGAUAAACAGUUACCUUCUUAUUCUAGAGCGUUUGCACAAGGUGCACGCAGAUCAAAAUGUAUUGCUAUGCUUAACAUUAUAAGGAACCCUAGGUCUUCCUGUUUGUUCUAAAUAAAAAUGUUACAUCGCUGCCUGUGUGGAAAUAGAGCUGUCUUGAGAUCCUUUGAAAGAUUUUUAAAGUUUUUGUGUGAAAUAAAGUUUUAUUCAUCUUUACACCGCGUUAGUCACUAAUUAUGUUUAACAAAUGUUUGACUGGAGCUCUAAAAUUUGCAUGUGAACUAGCUCGUGUGCCUUUUGUUUGACAAACAAUAAGUCAUACACAACACCUACUCUGAUUCGAGUAAUACAUUUUGAUCUGCGUGCAUCUUGUGCAAACGCUCUAGAAUAAGAAGGUAACUGUUUAUCGUUUUCAAUCUCUUCACGUUCUUCAGGGGUGAUAACAUAACGUUGAAAAGGUACGUGUUUGCCUUCAAUGUGUCUUUCAUACAAAACCUUCAACACCCGGUAACUUUCGGGGUGAUGCCCGUCCUCUCUCGCGUACUUGUAGUACGCCUGACGCAGUACAUCAUCUUUCUCUAAACAAAGUGUAGCAUCUGGGUUGUCUCGAGAGUCUUCUUUCAUUUUUUGGACAUAAAACUUGUACGAUUCCCAUACUUCAUGCAUCCAUUCUCUGUAUCUAAGCCCAUGAAAGAUGUUGGGACUUCCUAGACUGUUAAAACCGUUGUCACACAUUUCAAAGCCUUCGUCACAUUUGCGUGUAUGGCGCUGGUGUUGGAUAAAUGCUUUCUGUUUAGCCUCUUGGCGAUGUUUUUCAAACAUCUCCUUUAUCUCCCCAUAAGGUUGGAGUCUUGUGACCCGUGGCUGAGGUGAAUACGAGAGCCGAUCCUUGCUACCAUGCUAUAUUGGCUGGUCUAUCCACAGGAAAAAUCCACACUCUUUUUUGUAGCAUGUCAGAAACAUUCGAUCCUGGCUCCAAGGCUGUUUACUUUUUCUCAAUGCCAGCUUCUUAGAACAAUCACAGACCAACUGAGCUGUAUAUUUUUUCACAUAAGAGUGUGUAUGAUGCGCGAUCCACUCUAUGUCCUCUUUCCAUUCUGAAGCAGUUGCAAACAUAAAACACAUUUUCUCGGGGGCAGUACACAUAGCAAAUUCCUUGCGCUUUUUCUACCAAUUCAAACGUUGAGUGGGGAUAAAAUGGGCAGAACUGACCGGGUAAGGAACUGGCUUUAUCUUCGGUCAGCAGAGGUGAAGCGCUCGAUUCGACUUGCAUGUUUGAAGCGAUGUUUUAAAAAAUAUUGGUGGUAGUAAGACUUUUUUCCUUAGCAAACCGAUUGCAAGAGUAAUAUGCUGAACGGAGAGCCCGCUUUUGUUUUAAACACAUAAGAGACUGUUUACUAUCCAAUCGGGGUUAAAAGAGCCCGGGCAAGUCUAGGCAAGCCUAUUAUUCCUAUUGUAGUAGAGUGACGCUCAUUAGUAAACCUAUCGACUUCAUUAUAUAUGGAGGAAGGCACUUAUUUAGUAUGGAGGAAAUCCAAAUUAGUAUGCGGGAAAUCCAAGGGAAAUCCAAAAUGAGGUUAAGUUUCAACAUAGUCUACUACUUGUAUUUCAUCACGACGGCGCGCGGGAAGCAAUUUCUUUGACGGAUUGAAAAAGUACUGUGGGGUAGGGAAGUGAUGGAGUGAAAACCACCCAUAUCCUUUUAAAGCAGAAGUAUUAAAAAUAUUCUUUAUAAAGCUAUCUAGAUAGGUAAAUUUUUUAGUGAAAUAUUGAAAAAGGAAUGACCCGGAGGGAAGGGCCAUCUCUAUUGUUUUCAUGUGUUUCUCUGUGACUGAUUCAUCACUGCCAGUGUGACGUCACAUACUAACGGGCGAGUGCCAGUCGGGUCGCAUGUGCAAAUUUGCAAGGGACACCGUAGUCAUUCGAACCAGAGAGGACGGGGAAAAAAUAAAAAGCUAGGCAAAUAGACCAUAAGUGCGGGAGCUUUGUUGUUGCUUUUAUCUGCUUGUGUAAACCGUAUUGGUAUGUUGUGUCCGUAAUUGUGUAAUUCUAUUUUUAAAAUUUGUGUCGAGGCCGUGUUUACGGGACCAGCAAGUGCAUAAAAUUGGUAACGUCUAGAGUCUCCAGAAAAGGAGAUUCGAUUCAGAGGUCACACACGUUUAUAUUCCAUAUAUUCUUCGCUGAUUAAAUCGACCAUACUUCUAAUCAAUCCCUUCGAGUGUGGGCCUCUGUUUAUUUCUUAAUUCUCCAUCAAAUUCAGUACAGUUUGUUUGGUUGAUUUUCUACAACGAUCAGCCCUUUGAACCCGAAAUAAUGAUGCAAAAUAAAGGCUUGAUAUACGUGCUUAAGCUAAUUUUUUCAAACAGCGUCUAUGGCAGAGAAAAAUGGUUUUAAUAUAUUAAAUUCCCCGGGGGGGUACUCGCCUAUAAAAGUGACGGGAGUGCUCGUGGAAAAUUUUCGAGAACACCCCUUAAAGGUACCAGAAUCUUGUUUUAUGGGCGUGCCCCAAAUUCAUUUCCACUCCUAAGAGGUACCAAUUCAACAACAACAAAUUAUAUAACUGGCGCUGCAAAUUUCAAUAGUAAAAAAGAUAACUUUUGAACAGUUUUCUUCUCAAGGAUUUUUUGAAAAUAUUGUCAUAAAUCUUUAUCCUAAUCAGUCAUUUAAGGUUUUAGCACCCUACGCGGUACGAAUUCACAAAUUUAAACCCCUAAAAGCUACGACCAGCACCCCCGUCACUGUUAUAGGGGAGUACCCCACCCGGGGCAAACUCACUUCACCAAAAACUGAGGUGCACAAUGGUGCAGUGGUCAAGGAGUUGCUUGCAUGUGCAGAUGAACUAGGUUCGACUGCCGGCGAGGCUGUUUUCUGUUUCUUUAUUGUAAAAUAUUUUAUUCUGUGAGGGAAUUUUCAGGUGGUUUGUUGAGCCAGAUGUAGGAACGAUAUUUACCCAAAAUAUGCAGGUAUUCGAGAUGGUAUGCAAACAAUGAAAUCCAAGGCCAAGACUAAAACAAAUAGCUAUAUGCCUUUGCCAAAUUAUCAGGACUAACAUACCAGGUUGAAAUUUACCAAAAUUAUGCAUAAUUAUCAACUGAACAUACGAUCCUGCCAUGAUCCUUACUGCGAUUACGGUAGACAAAGUUUAACCCUUGCUAUGCAGAAUUUUAGUACUUGGACUAGUUUUCCACAAAUUAGCAUAGAUAUGGGGUGGGAAAUGGGAAAUAUUUUUGGGAUGUAUAUAUGUUAUUCACCAGCCUUGGUCGAUCCGUAUUGGGAGAAACUGCCCGAGGUCUUGAGUACCACCCUAGGCCGUAGGCCGAGGGAGGUACUCAGACCGAGGGCACAGUUUCUCCCAAUACGGAUCGACCAAGGCCGGUCAAUAACAUUUUUAUUUUUUUCCUACUGACAUUUAAAAGUUUCUGGAAAAUUUUACUUCGGCCUCCUACCUAUGUAUGUUGAAGUAGAACGCGUUCGUGUUGAUGAAGCGCGCGAUCGAUUGCAAACCAAAACAAAACACACAACGUGAUUUUUAGCUUGUAAUUUAUAUUAUCACAAUUCAGCUCUGAGCUCUUUCAGAAUAAAGAAAGGUUUUUGUGUCUUGGUAGACAAAUCAUAACCUGAGUGUCAAACAAAGACAAAAGAAUUGACGAACUUGAUGUUAAAAGCCACAGCAAAAAAAAAAAACAGCAAAGAUUUUCUUCGCCUAAAUAAUUACUUUAAGAUUAGUUCAAUCGAGCGGGAUGAAAACUGCACAAGACUUUAUAAAAGGAGCUAAUUACAGAUACCAAUAUUAAGGUUUUGACUAUAAAUAAAUAAAAAUUAUAAGCUUUAAAAAAGUAAAGUAAAAGCAACAAAAAGGAUUCCUAACCUAACUGGUAACUUCUUAACCCUAACCUAACUUAACCUUACCCUAACCCCGGCUAACUCUAACUCGAGCUUUCCUUCCAUGAUUGCCACGAAAACCCUCCUCUUAAUGGUCAAGGGACUUGCAGGAAGUCAAAAUGGUGGGAGAGCGAAAAAUUGUCGAGUCCUGGCUCCAAGUCCUGGUUCGAGUCCUAGUUCGGUAUAUUGGCAUCCUCAUUGAAAGCUAUUAAAACUUAAGCUUAAAUGCAAUCAUUGACAACCUUUUCUGAAAAGUAGAAAACUAGCGAGACAAAAUUCAGUGAAAGACGACAGAAUCUAGAUUCAGACAUCAAAUGGAAAACAAAACUACAAAUAGUAUAUAGCUGCCGUAAGGCGACUUCUUUUACCGAUCAGCGCUAACAAUAGACGCACAAGUUUAUUCCGAUUUGAGUACUCGAGGGUUACAGUAAUAAGCAAGAUGGUAAACUAUUGACCCCAAAGACUCGACUGACAUUAGGUCCGAUGUACCGUAAUUUGCCGUAUUUGAUGUGUUAAUUGAGUUGUGUUGUGGUUUAAACUGAAAUACAAGGUGAAAAUAAAACUUCAGAAAUACUGUGAGCGCAAAAGAAAUACAGCAAAAAUGAAAUAUAGCAAACGAAUGGACAACGCACUUACAUUGUUUUGGCGCAAAACUUCUGACCGCAAAAGAGAUACUCCUGAUAGGAAACUACUACUUAGUGCUCUUGAAGAAACAAUAGGGCCAUUUAUACGAGGAAAAAUAAGACGCGAGCUGUACCAUUUAUACGAGCAUGUCUUAUCUAAUAAGACGCGUCUUAGCUAAGCCGCGUCUUAUUUUAGACGAAAUGUGCCGUUUAUACGGAAAGUUCCCGUCUUAUGUAAGACGCGUCUUAUUUUUCCUCGUAUAAAUGGCCCUAAUGUUGAAAUAAAAGCUGAACUGAAAAUGCUAGAUGGAGUAAGGUCACCCAUGCACAUUGCGUUGAUUGUAGUGAAUCCUUUAUUAACCCACAAUCAUUUAUUUUUUCUUGCAAGACUGUUCACAAAAAUUUCACCAGUUUGAAAAAACUCAAGAUCUUCCAACCAGAGGAGGGUCUGAUGUCGAACACUUCACUAUCAAUGGAAAUCGGUUUCUCGCCUUCGCAAACAUUUACAGUGAUACCGAAGAACAUAACACCGACUCUUUCAUCUACAAACAGAACGAUUCCACUGGAAAUUUUUUCCUUUAUCAGACUUUAGGCACACAUGGAAGCAUUAACAUGGAAUAUUUUAAAAUUGGUGAUCAACAUUACCUGGCUGUCGCAAAUCAUUAUGAUGGAACUUCGUACAGACUGAAUUCAGUUAUUUACCAGUGGAGUCUGAGUCAGGACAAAUUUGUCGUCUUCCAAAGCAUUGAAACAUUUGGAGCACACAGCUUUGACUUCUUCGAAAUAACAAAUGAGCAGUUUCUUGCCAUUUCAAAUUAUUAUAAUGACUCCUCGCACAGCAUCAACUCAUUCAUUUACAAAUGGAACAGUAAUGAAUUUGAAAAGAUUCAAGAGAUAGCAACCGAGGGGGCUGUUAGUGGUGAGACAUUUGUAAUCAGCAAUGAAACCUUCAUUGCAUUUGCAAACCAUUUUACCACACAAAAGCAGUAUGCAGUUCAGUCAGCUGUCUUUAAGUGGUCAGGGCAGCAAUUUGUCAAAGUGCAGUCUUUCCAGACAUAUGGAGCCCGAGAUGUGAAGUCAUUCAGUGACAACGGUUCUACUUUUCUCGCCUUUGCAAACUACAGACGUGGCAGUUCUCCCAUUUACAAGUGGAAUGGCAGUCAUUUUGUUCUAUUUCAAAGGAUUCCUACUCGUGGAGCAGCCGGGUUACAUCCCUUCAUGAUGUGCAGUCAAAGUUUUCUGGGUGUGGCUAGUGCCUAUGAUAACUACAACGAGUACAAUACUAUGUCAAUGGUAUAUCGAGUUUCUCAGGAACAUUUCAUUGAAUACCAAGAAAUUGCAACCCAGGGAGCUUUUGGUAUGACGUCAUUUCAAUACAAAGGACAUACUUACCUAGCAGUUGCAAAUCGUUUAACUAAUCUUAAGAAAUGGAAUAUCAACAGUACGCUGUAUAAGUGGGCCUAA